ACCCCACUCUUUGCGCAUGGGCACUGUGGCGCCCCUUCUGUUAUUUUAAUGCCACUAUCAUUUCUCCUAUGAAAAUGGCGGCGAGUCACGGAGGCGGAGGAGCAGCCACUGCUCUGCAAAGCCAUAACUACCCGACUGGACCACAUUGGAACCCGGGUACCUUCCAUCCCCAGUACCAUCUCCACACAGCGCGGAGCUUGGAUCGCGCCCUGGAGGAAGCGGUGUGCUCGGGGAUGCUUAGCAUUAGCGGGAGGAAACUGAAAGAUUUCCCCGGGAUGAGCUAUGACUUGACCGAUACAACACGGGCAGAUCUCUCAAAGAACCGUUUUCUUGAAAUCCCUCCAGAAGUGUGUCUCUUUGCUCCUCUGGAGUCAUUAAACCUGUACCACAACUGCAUCAAGGGGAUCCCAGAAGCCAUCAUAAACCUACAGAUGUUAACAUACUUAAAUAUCAGUCGAAACCUUCUAUCAACACUGCCAAAAUACUUGUUUGACCUUCCUCUAAAAGUUUUAGUACUGAGUAAUAACAAGCUUGUAUCGAUUCCAGAGGAAAUUGGGAAAUCAAAAGACUUAAUGGAGCUGGAUAUCAGCUGCAAUGAGAUUCAGGUCCUUCCUCGGCAGAUGGGAAAGCUACAUUCCCUCCGAGAGCUCAAUAUAAGAAGGAACAACCUCCAGGUGCUUCCAGAGGAGCUGGCCAACCUUCCUCUGGUCAGGUUAGACUUCUCCUGCAACAGAAUCACAGACAUUCCAGUUAACUAUAGGAAGUUAAGACAGCUUCAGGUGAUUGCACUGGAUAACAACCCAAUGCAGUCCCCUCCAGCACAGAUUUGCUUAAAGGGUAAAGUACACAUUUUUAAAUACCUAAACAUCCAGGCCUGCAGAAUAGACAAGAAGCCGGACUCUCUUGACCUGCCUUCGUUAGGCAAAAGGAUCCUAUCGCAGCCUCUGACAGACAGCAUGGAAGAUUUCUACCCCAGUAAAAGCCACGGCCCGGACUCAGGCAUUGGCAGUGACAAUGGGGACAAGCGCUUAUCCACGACAGAGGUGAGGGCUCUGCUCCCUGCGGAUUCCCAUUUGUGUUUCAGUUUGCCAUCCGACGAUGACACCAUCAGCCUGCACUCUCAGGUAUCAGAAAGCACGCGGGACCAGGUCAAAGCAGACAGCCACUCCGCGGGAACCAGGCCCGACGUGAAUAAAGAUCAAGAGCCAUAUGAUUACAUCGACCCCAACACAGAGGAAGACACACCCCUCUCCGAGCCAGGGGAUGUGCAGAUCAGUGAGCCCUUCAUGUCCUGUAUGAAGGAGCUUGGGAGAGUCUUGAGUAAAUCACACAGAAUAGAGGAAAAUGACAAUGGGACAGAAGAGUGGAGCACUCAGAAAGAGCAGCAGCUUGCUGAGGAGGAAGAGGAGGAGGAGCAGGAGGAGCUGAAGGAGGUCAUUGACCUGCGGAAGAUAGCGGUGCAGUUACUGCAGCAGGAACAGCAGAACAGACGGAGGCCUUUAGUAUGUAGAGCCACAUUCAAUGAGAACCUAAUCCAGAGGAGAAGGGCGGCUGGACGGGCACAGAGGUUUCUUAGCCAGUCCUCUAGCAGUUCAAGUAACAGACACAAGCCUUCCCACUCUAAUAGAAGUGUGUCCGCGGAGGAGGGCAGCACACCAGUGUCCCCACACAGCUGUAUGGAGCCAGAGUUCACUGAUGAAGACACUGCAUUCUCUCAGUCUUCGGGCUCUUUGGAGGAUGAUUCAAAGCAGGAUCAAACGGACUCGGAGACUCACCCUGUAGUGUUUCAUAACGAAGAGAGGCGGCGAAAUAAAUAUUUAAGAAAAGAUUAUAUCAAGUAUAAAUGCCAGAGCUCUUCAAGAAAAAGCUCGAGUGGAAAUGAAAAUGACAGUGAGGAUGGCAUUAAACCUACAGAAUACAGAACAACGCUGACAGUGUUUGGUCUCAAGCCCAGAACAGCAUUCACCCGACCAAGCCGGCAUGACAGUAGCUCUGCAGACCCCGGGUUCACCAUGCGGAGGAAAAUGGAGCAUCUAAGAGAAGAGAUGGAGCAGAUCCGGCAGCUUCGCCAUAACCUUGAGUCCAGGCUGAAAGUCAUGCUGCCAGAUGAUGUCGGUGCUGCUUUGAUGGAUGGCGUCGUCCUUUGUCAUUUAGCUAAUCACAUUCGACCUCGUUCCGUGGGCAGCAUUCAUGUGCCCUCCCCAGCAGUGCCUAAGUUAAGUAUGGCGAAGUGCAGAAGAAAUGUUGAAAACUUCUUGGAUGCGUGUAAGAAGCUGGGUGUUCCACAGGAAAAACUGUGUUUGCCUCACCAUAUUUUAGAAGAACGAGGAAUGGUAAAAGUUGGCAUAACGGUCCAAGCUCUUCUAGAACUGCCCGCAUCACGACCGACGCAGCUGUCUGCUGUGUAGUGCACCACUGUUAAUAUUACUUUCAGCCUUGAGUUCAUUACUGUUUGUGCACAAAACACUGUCUUUGCCAAUAUCUGAAAAUAUGAUGUAAAUACAAUCCCAGAUUUGAUACCUGGAAAGGAACAUACCACACUUUCUGUCAUUUUAUUUUGCUUAUUAAAGACAAAAUAGUUCCAAAUGCAAUUUUAAAGUUAUGGAUAAACUACCCAUGGUUUUAAUAAUUAUAGAAACUCAAUGGUAACGUAUACACAAAAAAAAGAAUUCCGGAAAAAUGUUUCAACAAAGUCUUCAGCUGUUCAGGCAGUGGUCAGUUACCAGAUUUGAUUUGAUUAACUAAUACCCUGCUGAGAUAAAGCACAGCAUUUUCCACCUGUCAACAGCAAACAAAUCAUUACCCCAAAAAAUAGGCGAUGCCAUCCAAUGGGGAUCUAUCCUGACUGGGUAGAAGUCGACCAAAUCAGCCCCUAAAUAUGAAUCGCUCUGUAGUGUUAGCAGGAGGGCCAGGCUCAGCAGGUGGCCGCUGUCCAGAAUAUUAAUUCAGAUACGUAGUUUACAUUUUUCCUGUAGUGUUCAGCAACGAAUGGAGAGAGGUAAUGAAUGGUAUGCAUUCAUUCAGUGAGAAGUGCCAAUCUAGGUGCUUUUUAUGCUUACACUUGAAGUGCUUGUGAAUUUGGCAUUUAGCAUUUCCUUAGUUAUUUAUUUUUGUCACAUUGUCCAUCACAGGAGGGUAGUUUCCAAGCUGUACUUUUGAAAAUACAAAAGUUUUUUUUUUGUUUGUUUUUGUUCUUCUUUAUCAUGCUGCAUACAGUUUUGGAGAAAAAACAAUCUGUACAUUAAAGUAUUUGUAUUUUUAAUUUGAAAACUCUUUUAAGAACAGAACAUCAGACCUGCGGAUGCCCUGUUCAUUGUAGAUUCAUUGUAAAGAGUGAUUGGCAUUGGUUAUUGAGUUAAUGUGUCCUAGCUUGUGCUGCCAGAGCCCUAGAAAACCUUUAGUUAUACAAAUUAAUAUUGUAUCUGGUAAAAUAAGAUGUUUGAACAGAAAGCUGGUAAAUAUUACUGCUUUUUUUAAAUUUCCAAAAGUGAAAUGAAAGAUUUUAUGCUAAAAUAUAAACCUUUACCUGCAUUUAAGGUAGAGGAGCCUUUUACAAAGUACUCAAAAACCAGAGCUCUUAAAAAUACAGCCCUGAAACUGCACUGAGUCACUGAUUCCAUUAGAAAUCUUUAUUUUCACUCUCCUUUAGUAGUCUUUCCUCUGUCAUCUCCAGUCUGGAUUAUUUAUUAUACUGAAAAGAUUCAUAUGGGAUUUAGCAAAUGUAUUAAUAAUACCAUGGUAAUUGAUUUUAUAUAACCCUAAUAAGUAAUCCAGUACAUCUUCUGGGAUAUCGGGUACUUACUUGUUUUGUGUUUUACUUCAUCACUUUGAAAAACUGUUAAGCUGACAAACCUUUUUUGUAUUAGUUGUAUAGGGGGCUGUAGAGAAUGCACUGCAGUGGAUCACCUGCUUAUGAUACUAGCUGUAUGAUGUAGAGAAUGCACUGCAGUGGAUCACCUGCUUAUGAUACUAGCUGUAUGAUGUAGAGAAUGCACUGCAGUGGAUCACAUGCUUAUGAUACUAGCUGUAUGAUGUAGAGAACGCACUGCAGUGGAUCACCUGCUUAUGAUACUAGCUGUAUGAUGUAGAGAACGCACUUCAGUGGAUCACCUGCUUAUGAUACUAGCUGUAUGAUUUAGAGAACGCACUGCAGUGGAUCACCUGCUUAUGAUACUAGCUAUAUGAUGUAGAGAACGCACUGCAGUGGAUCACCUGCUUAUGAUACUAGCUGUAUGAUGUAGAGAACGCACUAGCUGUUAGGUGUUUGACAUAUCUUUAAAUGUCACUUCUAUAUGUUUUAUUGGGUCCUCAAUGAAAUGCUGUGAAACUUGGAAAUGUAUUUUAGUUUAAAUUCAUACUGUGUGUUAUGUUCUGAAAUAAUAUCUGAGGAUAUUUUAAAGUCCAUGUUCAUGUACUACCACACACCUGGACCCUUCUUUGCGAACACAUGACACUAAUUCAUAGAUAAUCCAAAUGGAAAAGUUCAGGUUUCAUCUGAUUAGACCCCUUCAGAUCUGGGCGAGGUGAAUCAUCAUAAAUAUACUGUCACAAAGCUGUCUUUAGCAUUCUACACCAAGCAUUUCAAUAUUGAUUUAAUAUAGUCAAUUCUCAUUAAUGUGAAUUUCAAGGGACCAGCAAAGAAAAUUGUCUUAUCAAGAGUCUAAAGCCAAGUGUAUACUGUCAGUUUUUAUUGAAGUUUCAUUAACACUGAAUUCAAAUGUUUAUUUCAGAACAAUGAAAAGUAUUGUACAUUUAAAAGUUCUGGGCAUUUUAUAAAAAAUAUGGAGUAUUGAGUAAAUCGGAAACGCUGAAGACUUGCAUCCACAGUUUGCUGUUCAUAAGCCUGUACUGUUGCAUCCCAGUUUUUCAGAUGCACAGUUUGCUGUUCAUAAGCCUGUACUGUUGUAUCCCAGUUUUUCAGAUGCAGUUUGCUGUUCAUAAGCCUGUACUGUUGCAUCCCAGUUUUUCAGAUGCAGUUUGCUGUUCAUAAGCCUGUACUGUUGCAUCUCAGUUUUUCAGAUGCAGUUUGCUGUUCAUAAGCCUGUACUGUUGCAUCCCAGUUUUUCAGAUGCAGUUUGCUGUUCAUAAGCCUGUACUGUUGCAUCCCAGUUUUUCAGAUGCAGUUUGCUGUUCAUAAGCCUGUACUGUUGUAUCCCAGUUUUUCAGAUGCACAGUUUGCUGUUCAUAAGCCUGUACUGUUGCAUCCCAGUUUUUCAGAUGCACAGUUUGCUGUUCAUAAGCCUGUAUUGUUGCAUCCCAGUUUUUCAGAUGCAGUUUGCUGUUCAUAAGCCUGUACUGUUGUAUCCCAGUUUUUCAGAUGCAGUUUGCUGUUCAUAAGCCUGUACUGUUGUAUCCCAGUUUUUCAGAUGCACAGUUUGCUGUUCAUAAGCCUGUACUGUUGCAUCCCAGUUUUUCAGAUGCAGUUUGCUGUUCAUAAGCCUGUACUGUUGUAUCCCAGUUUUUCAGAUGCAGUUUGCUGUUCAUAAGCCUGUACUGUUGCAUCCCAGUUUUUCAGAUGCAGUUUGCUGUUCAUAAGCCUGUACUGUUGCAUCCCAGUUUUUCAGAUGCAGUUUGCUGUUCAUAAGCCUGUACUGUUGCAUCCCAGUUUUUCAGAUGCAGUUUGCUGUUCAUAAGCCUGUACUGUUGCAUCCCAGUUUUUCAGAUGCAGUUUGCUGUUCAUAAGCCUGUACUGUUGCAUCCCAGUUUUUCAGAUGCAGUUUGCUGUUCAUAAGCCUGUACUGUUGCAUCCCAGUUUUUCAGAUGCACAGUUUGCUGUUCAUAAGCCUGUACUGUUGCAUCCCAGUUUUUCAGAUGCAGUUUGCUGUUCAUAAGCCUGUACUAUUCUUGUAUCCCAGUAUUCAUGGGAAUGUUUUGAAAUCUGCAGCAGCAUCUUUCUUUUUCUUGUACAGUGGUGCGUUAUCCACCGCUUUCAACAUCUCAAUUUUUGUCUGCAAGGAUAGUGCAUGUUUUUGCGUGAACACUAUGGCAACUCAAUAUGCAUCAUGGGAUCUGUAGUCCCUAAACAGCACUAAAAUACAGUACAUGCAUACAUUUCCCAAUAUCCUUUCCACUCAACUGUUCAAACUAGGGCAUUUAGUUUUAUUCACAUUUUUCUUACGUGGGAGGGCUCCAAAAUAUUUUGCACUAACAGGAAAUCUGUGUUAAGUGAAUUCAUAUUAUAAGUAGUAAUUUACAAUAAGUGACUGCUAAAUUUGGCCGGGACUCUGUGGGAAAUUCUUACUGUCAGAAAAUGUGUCAAAUGAGAGUUUGUUUGAACGAGAUUGUAUAAAUAACAGAAAUGGAGUACAAGGAGCUCUUUGCUUAUGUUUCUGAUGUCUUCAGACAGUUGUGAUCACUCUCACAUACCAUAAAUACAUUUAUAGAUUUAUUAUUGUGUCAUUCUCAAUAAUAUUUUCAACAAAAGACAUUUACAGUUGCAGACAAAAGUAUUGGCACCCUACGUGUAUUAUACCAUAAUUCAAGGUAACAGAUUAAGGAUUUAGCAAACUAUAAACGCUUUUUAAUAAAAACAAAAUACAGAAUUUCUAGUAAUCUAACCAAUUAUAUUUCUAAAAAAUCAAACAAGCUUAUUUCAAUAUGUUCCACUUGUUGGUGAAAUCUGGGCCCAUUCUGUCUUGCAUAUUUCCUUCAGCUCAGACAGAUUGGAUACACAAUAGUUGGCUAGAUCUUUUUUCAGAUCAGUCCAAAGCAUUUCUAUUGGAUUGUGAUGUGAUGAUUGCAAAGGUCAUUCCAGAAAUGUUGUUUUUGUUUUCUUAAAUUCCAGAGAUGACUUAGUCGUGUGGCUUGGGUCGUCGUGUUGGAAGAUAAACUGUCUGCCAAUCAGCCGAUGAGCAGAUGGAACCAUUGUACUGUGUAGAAUGUUUUGAUACAUGGCUGUAUUCAUUCAAUCUUCAAUCACAUGAAUGUCUCCAGUCCCUGAACUGGUAAAACAAAACACCCUGUAUCAUGAUCAUACCACCUCCAUGUUUAUUUUAGACCAGAGGAUUUUGUUGAAUGUUCUUUGAAAGUGUUUUGCAGCGAGGUCUACGUCUACAGCUCUUCUGUGUUCAGGUGCCUUUGUACAGUUCUUUCAUGCACUACUAUGCCUGAUGAUUCUAAAUCUUUCUUAAGUCCUUGGCUGUUAACCUUGGAUGUUUUUUGCAGCUCGGACUAUUCUCCUACCUGCUGUACCAGUGGGUGUUCUUGAUUAUUGCUCUUAUUGUGGAUUUUGAUGGUUCAUAUUUCUGAAGCCAUUUCCUUUGUUGUAGUUUUGCUACGAGUGCUUUUCUCAAAAUUGAAUCCAACUCCUUUUUCUUGACCAUCAUCUGCUGUGUUGCCAAAAUGUUGUUCUUCAACAGGGGUUGGAAAUAGUGAGCUCUUUUUCCAGAUAAUAACUUUUAGAAAGCGGCUUUGUUUGCUGUGUAAUGGUUUUCAAUCAAUUAAUAUAUUUUUGAAUUAGUUCUAUUAAAUUUUUACAGACUUUUAAUGUAAAGGUGCCAAUAUAUUGUCGUAAACACAUAUUUGAAAUUGCUUGAGUGCUUUUUAUAAAGAUUGUUUGUUAAACUAUCAGAAAUUGUGUAUUUUGGUCUUUUGUCAUAAUAAUCAGUGGCUAAUGUUCACUAAAUUCUUGUAUUUGAAUGAUCUUAUAUUAAGUAUAGGGUGCCGAUACUUUUGUCUGAAACGUGUAGCAUUCGAGUGAAUUUCAAGUUCCAGGUUACUUUUUUUUUUUUUUUU
Acipenser ruthenus (sterlet) is the source of this 7734-nucleotide messenger RNA. Its product is annotated as leucine-rich repeat and calponin homology domain-containing protein 2-like. The record is from RefSeq and is a predicted model, not a curated record. NCBI's taxonomy places the organism in Eukaryota, Metazoa, Chordata, Actinopteri, Acipenseriformes, Acipenseridae. The coding region runs from base 69 to 2408 and encodes 779 amino acids. The transcript has 22 exons. Gene Ontology annotation, molecular function: protein binding.